AUGUUGGUUUAUAAUUCAAGUUUCGAUGAGUUUAUGUUAAAAGCUAAACAUGAUUCAACUGAGGUUCAAAUUUAUUUAUUAUUUAAAGAAAUAAGAAUAUAAAGUAUAUUAAUAAAGGUGGUUAGUAUUAUUGGCAUUUUGUGCAUUUACGUAAUGAAUCAAAUUUAAUUUUCAGAUUUUGCAAUGCCUUGGGUUUUGUGUAAUAUACUCCAAUUUUAAAAAUGGCAGCCUCUUAUUAUGAUGUAGAUGAGGAUGGUGUUGCCUGGUUUAGCAUUUGUUAUUAUAUUACUUAUUUUUUACUUGCACCAUUCAGUAUUAAACCAUUGGAUAUCAGACUUGAUUAUUCAUUGUUUUUUGCUGCAUUUUUAACUUCAUUAGGUAAUCAUAUAGUAAAUAUUAAAGGUUAAUGGACAAUAUAUUUGGCUCAUUAAAAUUAUGCAAUAGCAAUGAUUGGUUUCGUUUUUAUAGGAAUAGGUUAAAUAUUCAUUUUAGCUGCUCCAGCAUGUAAUAAUAAUCUUAUUAUUUAAUGAAAUAGAUAUUUCAGAUAGAUGGUUUCCGGUUCAUGAAAGAACUGUAUCCACUUGUUUAGGAAGUUUUUUAAAUUUAUUAGGAUUAAAUUUUUCUAUUUUUUAUUCCUCUAUAACUUUUGAGGAACUUUCAGGAUAAUUAGAUAAUAUCAUAAAGGAAAUAGAUUUUAUGAAUCUAAUCUAUUCUAUAAUGAAUACUGUUGCAUUCCUUAUGUGUUUAUUAAUGAUAAAAAAUAAACCACCUUCUCCUCCUUCUUUUUCAGCUGUAAUUAUUUAUGUAAAUUAUUUUGGCUUCAGAAAAAAUGUUAAUAAUGAAAUCAUUCAAAAGAGCUUUUAGGAAUCUUGAA
This is a messenger RNA of Paramecium pentaurelia, 874 nucleotides long. The record is from the annotation of a GenBank genome assembly. NCBI's taxonomy places the organism in Eukaryota, Ciliophora, Oligohymenophorea, Peniculida, Parameciidae.